AUGACAUCUCACUCUACACUGGGCUGCGGGGCUGUGGACACUCGGGGUGUCUCCUGCAGUCGUGGCAGCCCCCAGGAGGGCCUCGUGGUCCUGGCUAGUCUGCAGAGGCCCAGUUGGGCCCGACUGAACGUGCCCACCUGCAGCCUGUUCCCACCCCGCCUCCUGGCAGGCUACAUCGAAGGCGUGGUGGGCGUGGCUUCUGCGGCCUGGCACGCGGCCGACCCGGCUCCAUCUAGGGCGCCCCGGGGUCCCCCGAGCACCGGCGGGAGCGGCUUCGGAGGGAGCGCAGAGCCCCGAGUGGCCCAAACCAAGCAGAACCCAGCUCUAAAGGGGGCCCAGACCGGGUCCCGGGGUCGCCUCGGAGGCGGCCCGGGCCAAGUGCCACCAGACGGACCUGGGCGGGGCCGGGCCGGGCCGGGCCGGGGCGAGGCGGCGAGGCGGCGAGGCGGGGUUCCGGCCCGGUGUGACGCCACCCGGCCCCGAGUCUCCCAGCCGCACCCGACGGCCAUGGCGGCGGCGGUCGCUGAAGCCGAAGCCGAAGCCGAAGCCGGAGCCGGAGCCGGAGCCGGGUCUGGCCCGGAGCCCGCGCCGCCGCCCGCCUGCCGCUUCUUCCUGGAGGGCCGCUGCCGCUUCGGGGCGCGCUGCCGCCAGCCCCACCCCGGGGCGCCGCCGACGCCGCCUGGGCCGCCGCGGGAGCCCGCGGAGGCCCGGCCCGAGGCCGCGAGCGGGGCCAAGAAGCCGCCGCUGCGCACGGCCGCCGACGUGAUCCGCCGCAUCCGCUGGGACCCGCGCCUCGACCCGGCCGACUUCUCGGUGGGCUACCACGACCGCUUCCUGGGCGAGCGCGAGGAGCCCUUCGGCGCCUUCUGCUGGGACGCGCCGCUCGCCGCGCUCGGGCCCGGGGUCCUGGCCGUGCCGCAGCACCGGCUGCUCUUCUUCCGCCACCGCGGCCGCCUCGUGUGGGACCGCCGCUCGCGCACCGACCGCGUCUUCGGCUCCGGCUCGCCCGCCGGCCGCGGGCCCACCAUCCUGGACGCGCUGGGCGGCCCGGAGGACGACCCGGAAGACGCUCGGGACGGCGGGGGCGUGCCCGGUGGGUCGGAGGACGACCUACAAGACGCUCGGGACGGCGGGGGCGUGCCCGGUGGGUCCGCGGGCCCAGGUGUUCGGGAAGGCGGGGAUCUGCUGGGAUCUACCGUGCGGCCGGUGGACGCUCAGGAUGGCGAGAACGAGCCCCGUGGGUCGAAGGCACCAGAAGAUGCGCAGGACGGCGGGGACGAGCCCGGUGGGCCACGGACAGCAGGUGCCCAGGGCUGCGGGGACCUGCUGGAAUCAGGGCGACCGGCAGGUGCGCAGGACGAUGGGGAUGCGCCAGGAGCGAAGGGGCCAGCAGGUGGAGCGAGGGACCUUGGGGCCGCCCAGGGCCCCGACUCGGAGCAGGAGAAAGGCAGGACUGGGGAAGCGGGAGCCACGGAGUGGGGGCUCGAGGCCUGGCCCCAAGGCGGGGAGCGCCCGGCAGCUCCCCGGCAGCCGCGUCCCACGCACUUCCUGGCGCUCCGGGUGACCGAGCCGGGCCUGCAGGCCGCAGUGGCCGCGGCCCAAGAGCAGCUGGUGGCCGCCCGGCCCGACUGUGCGGCUUUCUUUGUGCCCGUGCAGGCCCUGCACCUGACCCUGGCCCUGCUGAGGCUGGCGGGCCCCGGGGAGGAGGCCGAGGCUGCGACCAUCCUGAGAAGGGCGCUGGCCGAGCCAGGACUCGGGGCACCCCGAAGGCUGAGCUUCACAGACCUGGUGCUCUUGGGCCCUCAUGUGUUGUGCGCGCCCCCCACACCCUCCCUGGAGGGCUUGGCCGAAGCUCUGUACCAGAGGCUGGAAGCCGCGGGGCUGAGAGUACUGCAGCCUCCCAGGGGGCUGAACCCCCACCUCACCCUGGCCAAGGUGCCCCGAGGCAGCCAAGUCUGCCUCCCAGAACCACAGCGCGGGCCAGGGCCACCAAUGGGCCACCAGGCCCUGGCCACGCUCUGGCUGUGCCGCAUGGGGAGGGCCCAAGACGCAUACACAGCCUUGGCCGAGAUCCCCCUGGGCUAGGCACCACUGGAGACCCCCCCCCACCCAGCACAAACAGCAGACAGCAGCUGUUUUUUCUCUCUCUCUCUCUCUCUUUAAUUUUGGCUUCUCUCAAGCUUCCAAGUGGUGCUCAGCGCUCCAAGGAAAGAAUGAAGGAAGGAAAGGGGGGAGGAGGGGAGGGCAGAGGGGCGUCGGGGAGAAUCGGCCUGACAGUGCCGGGCAGCUGCGGGUGAGCUCAUGGCACCCCUCCGGUUACAUGGCAGGAGAGGGAGGGCGGGCCGAAAAGAAAA
Molecule: messenger RNA, 2354 nt
Organism: Suncus etruscus (white-toothed pygmy shrew)
Lineage: Eukaryota; Metazoa; Chordata; Mammalia; Eulipotyphla; Soricidae
Gene: LENG9
Product: leukocyte receptor cluster member 9
Exons: 3
Coding region: 1-2085 (694 amino acids)
Molecular function (GO): metal ion binding
Source: RefSeq, a predicted model, not a curated record